Carya illinoinensis is the source of this 1132-nucleotide messenger RNA. RefSeq names its product photosystem I chlorophyll a/b-binding protein 5, chloroplastic. Lineage: Eukaryota; Viridiplantae; Streptophyta; Magnoliopsida; Fagales; Juglandaceae. The transcript has 6 exons. Bases 16 to 990 code for a protein of 324 amino acids. Gene Ontology annotation, biological process: photosynthesis, light harvesting in photosystem I; response to light stimulus. Gene Ontology annotation, cellular component: membrane. The record is from RefSeq and is a predicted model, not a curated record.
AAGGUUACCACAAAGAUGACAGGUCUCUGCACAUCUGAUAUCCAACGGCUUCAAGGAUUCGGGAUAAGUGGGCCCAUGUUAUCUUGUUAUUUUCUUACAUGGAUGGUAGUCAUAACUCAUACGUACUUGGAAAUACCUCCAGACUCCAGUCUUUGUAAUUGUCGAUACAGAACGAGAAAAGAGCAGAGUAAAAUGGCUCUUGCAGGGGGAAGAGGAUUCCUUGUUCAGCCAUGCAUUUCUUCAUCCUUUGUUUGUAAGAACAUUAUUAAUAAGCCCUUAUUUGGCGUAAAGAACACAUUUUGGCCUGCUAGGUUAGGACCCACUUCACGUGUUACCCGAACCGUGGUUCGAGCUCAGCUGCGCCCUACAUGGCUACCUGGGCUUGACCCUCCACCCUACCUUGAUGGAAGUCUACCCGGAGAUUAUGGGUUUGACCCACUUGGGCUUGGAGAGGAUCCGCAAAGCUUGAAAUGGUAUGUGCAGGCAGAGCUGGUUCAUGCUCGCUUUGCCAUGCUCGGAGUUGCUGGAAUUCUUUUUACUGAUUUACUGCGUGUGACAGGAAUCAUCAAUCUACCACUUUGGUACGAUGCAGGUGCAGUAAAAUUCAAGUUUGCCAACACAGAAACUCUGUUCAUUGUCCAACUAAUCUUGAUGGGCUUUGCUGAAACUAAGAGGUACAUGGAUUUUGUUAGUCCCGGAUCUCAAGCUGAGGGACCUUUUCUUGGGAUGGAAGUAGCACUAGAAGGCUUAGAACCUGGUUACCCUGGUGGUCCUUUGCUAAAUCCUCUUGGCUUGGCUAAAGACAUAAAAAACGCCCAAGACUUGAAACUGAAAGAGAUUAAAAAUGGACGUCUUGCAAUGGUAGCCAUGCUCGGAUUCUUCGUGCAAGCUUAUGUGACUCAUGUAGGACCAAUUGAUAACCUUGUGGAACACCUCUCAAAUCCUUGGCACACAACUAUAAUUCAGAACCUUUCUCACCCUGCCUCUUAAAAAUGUAAAUCCGAAUCCAACUUGGUCUCCCAACAUUGCAAAUGUGCUCUGACAAUGUAUUUUUGUGGGAAAUAGUUGGGCUGGUGAACCGUCUUAACAGUUUUCUUUAAUUGUGCAUGAAAAAAUAAUUAAAUUUGUCCUA